Messenger RNA from Uranotaenia lowii, 1689 nucleotides. RefSeq lists its product as uncharacterized. Lineage: Eukaryota; Metazoa; Arthropoda; Insecta; Diptera; Culicidae. The record is from RefSeq and is a predicted model, not a curated record. Gene Ontology annotation, molecular function: Hsp90 protein binding. The coding region runs from base 189 to 992 and encodes 267 amino acids. The transcript has 4 exons.
GAAAAAUAUGAAAAUCAGCUGCCAUCAGUCAGUGCCCAGUGGAUGAAAAGUUCUUGUGGGGAAGGAGCAGCAAAAAAUGUUUUAAUUAGUGAUAAAAUCGAUAAACUAAAACCAUAGCUGAUAAGAUCGUUUUUUGCGUUGAAAGUGUUCAUAGUUUUUGGGAGUAGAGAAUAGAAAUAGCAUCUAAAAUGGAACCAGAAAAAGAUUCACCUUCGGGUUCUGGAUCCGUCUCGACUCCGGAGAAGGAAGGUAAGAGCAACCUGAACAUGACGGCUGACGAGCUGAAGGAGGAGGGCAAUAAGUGCGUGAAGGUGGGGAAUUUCACCGAGGCCAUUCUACAUUACACCCAUGCAAUUAAACUGAAUCCGGCGGAACCGAUUCUGUUCAGCAAUCGAUCGCUGGCGUUCCUGAAAAUGCAACAGUACUACUACGCUAAUGAGGACGCCGAUAGGGCCAUUGCACUGAAUCCGGCAUGGGCCAAGGGCUACUAUCGGAAGGCCGAGGUGCACAUGGCCGUAGGACAUUAUGAUACGGCACUGCUGUCGUAUGGGAAGGCCCUGCAGCUGCAGCCCCAGGAUAUGGGAAUUAUCAACUCGGCAAGGAAGGCGGCCGAACUGAGCAACCGGGAUGUGGAGAAGGAAAAGUGGACACCGAUUCAGGGUGCCGGAAUUGGGUGCGUCGUGGGCCUCUGCAUUGUCAUGGCUGAUAUGUUGUUGACCGAUGUUCCGACUAUUAAGUACAACUCUUUAAUGGUUCUAGUGAUUCUGGCGAUUGGCGGAAUCGGUUUCGGGAUAGCUAAGUUGAUUCGCUACUACACAAAAUUGCAACGCAAAGGUCUACUGGAUCCACCGCUCAAUCUUCUUGAAGAUUUCCAACCUGCUUCAGACGGUGAUGGGGAUGCCAAUGGAACUGCUGGCGGAGACCAGAAGCCCCCGCGUAACCGUUAUACGAAAGCACAAGCCCGGCAACGGUUCAAGAAGGGAAAAACGUAAUUGAACUGGCCGUUUCCAGAGGAGCUUUCCGAUUUGAACGAAGGCUAGACGAGUAAAAUCAACUGUAGUCGAAACAUAAAAUCACAAAAACAAAACUUAGCAACAACUAAAAAACAAAUGACUGAAAUGAAACAACGCUCGGCAAAAGCCGGCCGGGAAAUUGUUGCUUGAGACUUGGGUGUAUAAAACUAAACAAAAAAAAAAGUACCAGGACAAGUACCAUUCUAUUUAAACACAGCAAAUGAACCAAACAAACACACUGAUAGGGAAUCCAAUUUAGACACUAACUAAACAAACACGUUAUACUUUCCGGGAGGUGGAGGGUAGAGAAUUUUUUGUACCGAAAUUGUGCGCGUCCUACCUUCUCUAAUGAUAAGCGAUCGCAAAAUUGGUAGAUUAAGUUUUUCCGCAAAGGUGCAACCUAAUUUACACUGUUGAAGUGUAAUUUGUAAUGUAAUUUUUCGCUCGUUUCCCAUACUCACACAAACACACACAAACACUUUUAUGUACCUACAACUUUACAACUAUCAUUCGAAUGUUAGAUGUUCCGUAGCAAGCAUAUGUGGAAGCUGAUCCUUAUCCUGUACACAACCAUAUACAUACAUAUAAUCAAGCAAACGACGAAAUAGGGUGUAGUUUAAUUGACGGCAAUAUGUAAAUGAAGCGCGAUGGGGCAUUUUAAAUCAAUUUUGAAUAA